This is a messenger RNA of Adineta steineri, 1809 nucleotides long. The record is from the annotation of a GenBank genome assembly. Lineage: Eukaryota; Metazoa; Rotifera; Eurotatoria; Adinetida; Adinetidae.
AUGGCAACACGAGGUCCGCAAACAAAAGUUCAAAAAGUUAUGGUUCAACCCAUUAACUUAAUCUUUCGAUAUUUACAAAAUCGAUCACGUAUACAAGUCUGGUUAUAUGAACAAGCAACAACACGUAUUGAAGGUUAUAUAAUUGGUUUUGAUGAAUACAUGAAUCUUGUUUUGGAUGAUGCCGAAGAAAUUUUAAUAAAAAAAAAUCAACGAAAGAAAAUUGGAAGAAUUUUACUUAAAGCAAAUCUACCAGAUCCGCGCCGUUUCUUUAUUAUGGAACAACCCAUUGGGAGUCCGACCCGUUCAACAUAUAGAGGAUCACAUAUUUUUGGUUUUGCGGCCAAAUAUUCUGGUCUACCAAUUGAUCAAUUCAAUUUCUUCCUGGCAGAAAUCUUGGCAUUAAUUUUCGCAAUAUGUUUUCGACGUUAUUUGCCACCUAAACCAAACAAUCUAAUUAAAAGACAUCUCGUCGCAAGUCUUCUUGGUAUUGCACUUGGUCAAUUUUGUUUUGGCUCACAAAUCUGGCAUCUAAUUCUUCAAUCAUGUAUUUCAUAUUUAAUGCUUUGCAUUAUACCUCCAAAACAUUCUUACAAAGUUGUGUUUAUCUUUUGUAUGCUUUACAUGAGUGCUAUUCAUAUACAUCGUUUAAUCUAUGAUUAUGGAAAUUAUACACUAGAUAUUAGUGGACCAUUAAUGAUCAAUACACAAAAAUUAACAGCACUUGCAUUUUCAUUCUAUGACGGUUACCGUUCUAAACAACGUGCUAAACGUCGUCGACCAGAUGACGAUAAUGAAACUCCAGCAUUAACUGAAGAUCAAGACAAACAAAAAAUUCUUGAUAUUCCACAUCCAAUUGAAUUUUUAAGUUAUGUUUUUUAUUUUCACGGAAUAUGCGUUGGUCCAUUAUGUUUCUAUAAAGAUUAUCUUGAUUACAUCGAAGGACGUAAUUUACUUGUUAUUCCAACAAGUACUUCACAACAAACUCAAUCACAAGAUACACCCAAUGAAUAUCAUGCUGAAACAAUGCAACCAUCGACAUUUUGGCCAGUAUUUACAAAAAUUUCUCAAUGUUUAGCAUGGGGUUAUAUAUUUAUAAAUUAUACAUCCGUUUAUAAGAUCGAAUAUAAUAUAAGUCAAGAAAUGGUUAAUUCACCAUUUUUUAAACGAUUACAAUAUUUAUUAUUUUCAACAUUCUGUAAUCGAGCAAAAUAUUAUUUUGCUUUUCUUCUAUCGGAAGCUAUUAAUAAUGCUGGUGGGCUUGGAUUAAAUGGUGUUGAUGAAAAAGGACGACCAAAAUGGAACCUUUUAACAAAUGUUAAACCAUUACAAUUAGAAACUGCUACAAGUUUAAAAGUUAUUUUAGACAAUUGGAAUAUACAAACGACUACAUGGCUUCGUCGUAUUUGCUAUGAUCGAUUGAAACAAGGUCGCACCUUAGGUGUUUUCGUUCUAUCUGCACUUUGGCAUGGAUUCUAUCCUGGUUAUUACGUUUGCUUUAUAUUAGCUGCUUUUGAAACAUAUGCUGGCCGGGGUAUUCGACGUCAAAUACGUCCUCAUUUUCAAAAGAAUGAAGUAACAAAAGCUAUUUACGCUUGUAUUACAUGGUUCGGUAGUCAACUUGCGUUGAAUUUUGCAGUAACACCAUUUGUUUUAAUGGAAGUUCAAAAAGUUUGGUAUUUUUAUAAAACAUGGUAUUUUAUUGUACCAGUUGUAUCAGUUGUACUUGCGUUAACAUUAAAAGGAGCAAGUACAAAAGAUGCAAAGAAGCCACAACCAGCAAAAGAAACUGACAAGACAAAGUCAAAUUAA